AUGCCCACAAGUGGGAUCCCCUCCACUUCCUUCUCUUCCAGAAGGAGCGUGGUGAAGAUGGCGGCGCCGAAGUCAACACCGAGUGAUCUCUUCAAAUGCGUGUAUUCCUUUCUGCUGGAGAACAAGUUCACCAAGGCGGCCCAGCAGUUCCAGAAACAGACUAAAGUGGCUCAACAAGAUCAAAAUGAAGAAAGCCUCGUGAACAUCUACAACUUCUGGGUGAAGUCUCCUGAAGCCAGGAAACGAAAAGCAACUCAAGAUACAAACAGCCCAUCUGCCAAGAAAGCAAAAGCCAGCGCAGAGAGCUCCAGCAGCGAAGAGUCGAGCAGCGACGAUGAGGAAGCUGUUGCAAAACCAACCAAGGCAGCCCCUGCAGCAGCCAAGGUGGUGCCUGCUAAAGCAGCAGUAGCUGCCAAAGCUGCAUCCAGCAGCAGUGAAGACUCCAGUGACUCUGAGGAGGAGAAAGCACCUGCAAAGGCUCCUGUAAAGGCUCCUGUGAAGCCGCCUGCUGCGAGGAAGAAAGACAGCAGCUCUAGCAGUGAGGAGUCAGAUUCUGAGGAUGAGCAGCCCGCCAAAGCCCCUGCAUCAAAACCCAAGGCAGGUGCAGCCACAGCACCCAAACCAGCGGUUCCUGCUAAAGGUGCAGCGCAGAAGAAGCAGGAGAGCAGCAGUGAGGAUAGUUCCUCAGAUUCUGAAGAUGAAGAAACAGCCAAGGCUCCAGUCAAACUGGCUCCAGUCAAACCUGCCCCAGUAAAGACUGCUGCAGCUGCUGCUGAAUCAAGCAGUGAAGACUCUUCAUCUGAAGAUGAGGCUCCGCCUAGCAAAAAACCCAAAGCAGGAGCAUACAGCGCAGUCCCACCUCCUGCUUCAGUCCAGAAAGCUGCGGCUGCACCAGCAGCCAGCAAGGCCGAGGACAGCGACUCUUCAGACAGUAGUGACGAUAGUGAUGAGGAAGAAGAGAAGAAAGUAGCUGCGAAACCUGCACCAGUAAAGACCACUGCUGCCAAACCUGGUAUUUCCAAACCUGCUGCGAAGAAGCAGAAAUCCAGCUCUGAGAGCUCAGAUUCGAGUUCAGAUGAUGAGGAGGCAAAGCAGCCUGCAGCCAAAGUCACCCCAGCUAAAGCAGCCCCGGUCAAACCUGCCCCUGCCAAGGGUGCACCUGCUAAAGACUCAGACUCAGACUCAUCAAGUUCAGAGGACGAAGAGGAGGUGAAGAAACCUGCAGCGAAGGUGACUCCCGCUAAGGCUGCUCCGGCUAAACCUGUUGCAGCUAAAGUUCCGCCUGCUAAAGAAGACUCCUCCUCAGAGGAGGAUUCCAGUUCAGAGGAGGAGGAGGAGAAGCCAAAGAAGCCCGCAGCUAAACCUGCACCUGCCAAGACCACCCCAGCUAAAAAAGAUGACUCCUCAAGCUCAGAUUCAGAGAGCAGCUCUGAAGAUGAGGCUCCAGCAAAACCUGCCACCAAAACUGCAGUCAAACCUACUCCUGCUGCUGCUUCGAAACUCCCAGCCAAGGCAGCAGAGAGCAGCUCUGAGUCAGACUCCUCCUCUGAGGAGGACGAACCAGUAAAAGCUAAGCCAGUGUCUAAACAGGCUGCCCCGGCUUCAAAGCCUCCUGCUGCAGCAGAGAGCAGCUCAGACUCCGACUCCUCCUCUGAGGAUGAGGAAGAACCAGCUAAAGCUAAACCAGCUACCCCAGCUUCAAAGCCUGCUACUCCUGCAUCAAAGCCUGCUACUCCUGCAUCAAAGCCUGCUACCCCUGUUGCAAAGCGUCCCGCAGCAGCGGAGAGCAGCUCAGAUUCUGACUCCUCUUCUGAAGAUGAAGAAGAACCAGUCAAGACUAAACCUGCAGCAAGUAAACCAGCUACACCAGCCUCAAAACCUGCUACUCCUGCAGCAAAGCCUGCUGCUGCAGCAGAGAGCAGUUCUGACUCUGACUCCUCCUCAGAGGAUGAGGAAGAACCUGUGAAAGCAAAGCAAGCAGCAGCACCUAAACCAGCUACCACACCUACAAAACCCGCAGCAAAGCCCAAGCCAGCAGCGGACAGCAGCUCUGACAGCGACAGCUCGGAUUCUGAAAAUGAGGCAGCCAAACCUGCAGUCAAGAAACAAGCUCCAGCAGCAGUGGCCAAGAAAUCUGCCCCUGCUGUCAGCAAGCCCCCUGCAGACCCCAGCGAUGACAGUUCUAGUGAUGAGGAGGAGCCCAAGAAGGCAGUGGCGGUACCCAAGCCUGCAGCUGCAGCUCCAACAAAAAAGGCUGAGGAGAGCAGCUCAGACUCCUCGGACAGCUCUGAUUCAGAGACGGAGACCAAGCCCACCCCUGCUAAGCCUGUGGUCACCAACGGCAAGGCAGCCACCCCAGCAGCUAAGGCUCCAUCAAAGCCAGCAGAGUCCUCAUCCAGUGACAGCAGCUCUGAAGAGGAAGAGGAGCCUAAUAAAAGUAGUGUAAAACCUGCAACGCCUGCUGCAACAGCCAAGACAGCCCCAGCAGCUAAAGCUAAAGAGAGCAGCAGCAGCAGCAGCAGCUCCUCAGACAGUUCAUCAGAUGAAGAGGAAGCACCAAAAAAAGCGGCCACAGCGCCCACCACCCCCGCAACAAAUGGUACCAAUGGAAAGACAAAUAGAGAUGAAGAAUCAUCGGAAAGUGAUGAGGAAGAGACAGAAGUCAAGACACCAAAAAAUAAGAAAGCAACAACCACACCACAAACAUUUCCUAAAGCCAACAAGAAGUCUUCCAACGUACCCUUCCGUAGAAUAAAAGAGGAAGAAGUAGCCGUCGAUCCCCGUCUUGCAGACAACUCUUUUGACGCAAAGCAUGGAGCCAUGGGGGACUGGGGCCAGAAAGCUAACGAUGUGCUCAGGUUCACAAAAGGCAAAUCAUUCCGCCAUGAAAAGACAAAGAAGAAGAGGGGAAGCUACCGCGGUGGAGCCAUCUCCACCUCAGUUAACUCCAUUAAGUUUGACAGUGACUGAGGACCUUACUGCCACCUGGACUGCGCUUUAGUUGUGUGAUCAGGCCUAUCAGUUCUCUGCUUCUUCCCCCUGCAAACAGUCCCUCCAUCAUCACCAACCAACUGCAGCAGCAGCAGCAGCAGCAGCACACUGACAGAGGAAUGGGACCCAUAGAGUUGAUCUGGCACUUGCAAUUAGUUAGUUACCCUUCGUUUUGUAAUGGAGACCAUUUAUUUGAUCCCUGAUCUGAAGCAGUGUGUGGAGCUGCAGGUGAGACAUGUUCCAGCUGUGACUUCAGACAGGUUGACAUCCAUGUGACAUUACCACUUAUAGCCACUAGGUGGCUGCAGGCCACCUGUAAUGUUAAACAGCCAACAUGUGCCCCCCCCCCCCCCCAAAUUUUGUUUUACUUUACCUGUACUUUAUCCUCAAAUGUCUUGUCAAUCUUUGUGAGACCUUGUUCAUUUAUCCGUGUAUUAAUGACAGCCACACCUCCCGACAGGUUCUUUAUGUUAAAAGGCUGGCGUUUUUGUUUUUUUCUUUUUAGUAAUCACAUGGAGUCUGUUUGUUAGUCAAUUUUUAUUUGGCCACAUUUGAAUGUGGAAAGGGUGUGUGCUGGGUUUUUGUCCUUACAUAACAUGAACAUUUGGAGAGUAAAACUGAGUUUUAUACUGUGUAUUUAUUAAGUUUUAUUCCAUUUCAUCCUUUAGGACCUUUCAAGCCAUCUCAAGUUAUUCUUGAUCCAUUUUGCAUUGAACCUAUUGUUUCCUCUAAUGUCAUGAUACCCUGUCAAAUCCUCCCUGACCUCUUCAUCAGUGGUAUGGAAUUUAUUAUUCACAAACAUAACUGAGAGCCAUGCUUGUUUCAAUUGUUUGAAUUUACUGUACAUGCUUUUGAGUACCUCUUAUUUUUUAUUGUUAAUUCUUGUAGUGGUAAUUAAAGACCUAACAGAUUAAAUGUUGGUGUGACUGGAAUAAUCACUUUGAGACUUGUUUCCCUACAAAUUGAUUUGUCUAAUUUGUCAUCUGUUAGAGCAGAGGCAGUUUCCAACUGAGCCGUGUUCACUUGGUUGACAGUGUUACAUACACAGAAGUGGGGAGGAAGUCAUUGUUUUUAGUAGGCAUACACAAUUACAAGCUGUUUAGUCCAUCUGUUGUGACAAACAUGCCUACUGUCAUUAGCUCUGUUAUAAAGU
Molecule: messenger RNA, 4144 nt
Organism: Chelmon rostratus (copperband butterflyfish)
Lineage: Eukaryota; Metazoa; Chordata; Actinopteri; Chaetodontiformes; Chaetodontidae
Gene: nolc1
Product: nucleolar and coiled-body phosphoprotein 1
Exons: 14
Coding region: 1-2970 (989 amino acids)
Cellular component (GO): nucleolus; nucleoplasm
Molecular function (GO): protein binding
Source: RefSeq, a predicted model, not a curated record